UGAGGAAUUGAGUUUCCACUUCCAAUUCAAAGUUGUAAACAAAGAGAUGUAAACAAAGAUUAGGAUGGAAACAAGAACCAAAAAUAGACAUGGUCCAACAAGUUUAUGGAACGAUGGUUUUGACCGAACGUAUAUUUACGUUAUUCUUGAACACUUAGUCACUUGAAAUUGGUGAAAGAGCGGCUACCGGUGGCGGAGACCUUGACAUCUAUUUCAUGAGGUGAUUCCUGUUUGCCUUUUUAUCCUCCUAAAAUUGGCCUAUUUCUUUAUGGUUGGUUGCUUUAAUUUAAGGUCUCAUCAACGACAUUUGGGUUGACGUUUGCUCUUUUAGCUAAUUGGUCUAUAGAAUAUAUUCUUCACCUACGAAUUGAAUCAAUGUUUCGUGAUUAGGCUUGGUGAUGAUAGGUGUAAGCAUCUUUUAAUCCAACCUGACUUACUUUAAUGUUGUAACUGUUGUGAAAUUAUCAGCUGUAUGUGAUAUUCCGGUACCCCCAUCGAUGAGAUACUAUCAUGGAGUGCAAUUGGCAUGGGACACCCUCAAGUCAAACUACCACAAGCUAACUAGAGAGUUCGUCAUGAGCUGACAUAACCUGGCGGUACAUCUGCACCCCCUUGCUAGACUGCAAGCUAGGGAGCAAUGGUGGGUUGAUCAUUGUAACAGUUAUCUGGUCAUUUUAUAGACCGAUAGUUUUUUUUUUUUUUGCGCCUCCAUGUCCAGUGAAUUUGUUAUAUUUAUGUUUAGUGCUGAGGUGUAAGGAACCGGUUGGUGAACACUAGAGCUCUUUCUCUGUGAUGUAAGAUAGCAGGACUUAGCAUUAGCUGAGCAUUAUAAUGUUCAGUCCUACUCCCCAUUAUCAAAUCUAUCAUGGGAAUUGUUGUUGUUGUUCGGACUUAAGUCCUCUCGUGCUGGUCUUCCAUUAUAAUAACACCAUUCCGUUCUUCAUUGAAUCUGAUCCUUCAGUUAUGAAAACUGUAUUGGUUUUUAUAUUUUGUUUGAUUUAGACGAUUCUUGGCUUUAUGGUUUGUCUAUUGUUUCUCUCAAUUAUACUGAUUUCCAUUUCCCAAAAGUGCAUCAAUUCAUAGGUUUGAUACGAAAAGUUUAUAUGAAAUGGAAUUCUUGAGUAGCAAAAGUCCAGAAUCACAAUUGCAAUCAAAUGUGGUGGGACUUGGGAGCUUUUCCAGUUCUUCGCAAUUUUUAGGUCCCACUACUAUGUACGAAAUUCUGAUUUAACAUGUGUUUAUAUUAAGAAUUGUAAAAUCAUAUUAAAGAUACCGGAUAAGGCAAUGAGUGGAUAUUUUUUCUUAAAUAAUGCUUGCACUGUUUCAAAUCAAGAAAAGUGGCUAUGAACUAAUUACCAUGAAUGUCACACACAACAAGUAUAAUAAAAGUUACUUUCAAACCAUACACGAACUACCUAGAAAACCCCAAAUAAUUUAAAAAUUCAAAUAAAUUGCUUAUCAUAAAUAAUAAUAAAAAAUCAUCCGACCAAUGGGUCGGGUAAAAGCUAGUAUUAUUUAUGAAACACAAGGCACGGCACGGGUUUGGGCCGGUGGACGGUUUGAAGUUUGAACUGCUGGGCCUGAAACCCUCCGAAGCUCUUCUGAGUGUUCAUUUUCAUUUUCUUCCCCUUUCCCACCAAAUUUGUGUCCUUUACUCUGUCAAACCAAGCAAUUCGGCUGUGAAGUGUUGAAGAUGAUCAAUGGCACUCACCAGAGGACUAAAGUCAUCUGCAGCUCUCAUAUCUUGGAAACCGACCGGCAGGCUUCAGCAAACCCUAGCUGGAUGCGUGGAGCUCACCGGCCUGGGCCUUCACUCCGGCAAGUCAUCCAAGGUAAUGAUAUCGCCGGAGUUCGCCAGGAAAGGGAGGUAUUUCGAUUGCAAUUCUAAUUGCUCCAUUCCCGCGUCAAUCGAUUUCGCGUUACGCCCUUCUCCUCUCAGCACCACUCUUUCCAAGGACGGGGUUCAAGUUCGGACGGUGGAGCACUUGCUCUCGGCUCUCGAAGCCACAGGCGUCGACAACUGCAGGAUUCAGAUCCACAGUUUGGACUCUGAUGAUUCCCAAGUUGAGAUUCCGAUACUCGAUGGUUCAUCCCGGCAGUGGGUUGAUUUGAUCCUAGAAGUCGGGUUGAGAGUAGCAGUAGAUGAAUGUGGUCGAUCUUGUGAACGAUUAGCUCCGCAUUUGAAUGAACCAUAUCAUGCCAGGGUCGAUGAUGCCUUCAUCGCUGCUUUCCCUUCUCCAGAGCUUCGCAUCACUUAUGGGAUCCACUUCCCUCAGGUUUCAGAAAUUGGCAGUCAGUGGGUCUCUUUUCCUCUCCUCGAUGAUUCUGUGUAUGUCCAACAAAUAGCUUCAUCGCGAACUUUUUGUCUGCUUGAGCAGGUUGAGCAGAUGCGGGAGGCAGGGCUAAUAAAAGGAGGAUCGUUGGAAAACGCCAUUGUUUGCAGUGCUAGUGAAGGUUGGUUGAAUGGACCUCUGCGUUUACCUGACGAACCUUGUCGCCACAAGGUGUUGGAUCUUAUCGGCGACCUAUCCCUUUGUGCAGGGUCUGGUAAUCAAGGUCUUCCCGUGGCGCACAUAGUUGCCUACAAGGGGGGACACGCGCUUCAUACGGAUUUUGCACGAGGACUGGCCAAAUCGUAGCUGACAAAAGCUAGCAGCUUCAGAUUCGUUUGGACCUGGAGGAGAUCCAGCCAAGUCUACAAUUUUGUGUCCCUCUAUCGGUGUAUCCAGUUGCCCUUAUUUUGUCAGUUUGGGCCGUGGAUAUCGUAGAAUAAUUCCUCGCAUAGUUAGUAAAAUAUGGUAAGGGAAAGUCACGUGUGUAAUACGUACGGGUACUUUACUUCAUCUCUAAACCAAAGUUACAUUUAAUAAUAUGUUAAUAGUCAU
Molecule: messenger RNA, 2885 nt
Organism: Linum trigynum
Lineage: Eukaryota; Viridiplantae; Streptophyta; Magnoliopsida; Malpighiales; Linaceae
Source: the annotation of a GenBank genome assembly